This is a messenger RNA of Lodderomyces orthopsilosis Co 90-125, 1830 nucleotides long. Its product is annotated as putative ATP-dependent RNA helicase. Gene Ontology annotation, cellular component: nucleus. The record is from RefSeq and is a predicted model, not a curated record. NCBI's taxonomy places the organism in Eukaryota, Fungi, Ascomycota, Pichiomycetes, Serinales, Debaryomycetaceae. Gene Ontology annotation, molecular function: nucleic acid binding; ATP binding. The transcript has a single exon. The coding region runs from base 1 to 1830 and encodes 609 amino acids.
AUGUUUGGCACUCGGUACGACCCUGAUGAGCCUACGUCUAUAUCUGUCCUGAAUGCAAAAAGGAAAAGAGAGGAGGCCUCGGAGUCAAGUGAAAGUGAAAAUGAACAAGAUGAUGCAAAAGAACUCAGUAAAAGUGAUGACGAGAGUAGCGAUGACGACAGAGAGGGAAGCAAAAUUUCAGAUGAUAUUAUAGAGAAAACAGAGGCAAGAUUUGAAGUCAGUGAAGAAUCAGACGUGGAAAUGGAAGGUCCAGAACCAAAUGGUGAUCCCCUGUAUGAGUCCAAGCAUGAAGCAGUAUUCAACAAGUUCAAGCAGUCAACAACUACAAUAGGGCAACGUGAGUCUGUAUCUGAAGACGAAAAGGAGGAGGUUGUGGACACACAAGACCUCGCUCCACUUCCCCAACCACAAUUACCUCGUGAUAAGAAGCUUACGUCGACGUCGCAAUACUCAAAGAACUUAGACUGGUUAACAACACCUCAAUAUGUGACACCGAAUGAGAAGCUUUCUUUUCAAGGCCUAGGGGUUGAUGAAACUGUAUUGAAUAAUCUUAAAUCACAUGGCUUUAACGAAGCAUUUGCUGUUCAAGUGAGUGUUCUCAAAACGAUUAUACCUGAAAUUAUAGCCAAUAAAAGGCGACCAGAUGCGUUUGGGGACAUACUAGUGAAUGCAUCCACUGGAUCGGGUAAGACUUUGGCAUACUCUAUUCCGAUAGUCCAAGCAUUACACGACAGAGUCGUACCUCGAGUGAGAGCAAUUGUGCUAGUUCCAACUAGACCAUUAAUUAAUCAAGUGAAAACUACAAUGCUACAGCUAUCCCAGGGUACAAAUUUAUCAGUAGUAGGAUUGAAAAAUGAUAUAUCAAUCAAAGAAGAAAGUGAAAAGUUGAAAAAAAUGGUUCCUGAUAUAGUGGUAAGUACGCCAGGUAGGUUGGUUGAGCAUUUGAAUAUAAACUCCAUCAGCCUAUCAGGCUUGAGAUUUCUCGUCAUCGAUGAAGCAGAUAGGCUUUUAAAUCAAUCUUUUCAAAAUUGGUCGCUGGUACUCACCAACAAAAUUGAUGAGCAGCAAAAACGUGACAUAUCAGAAAGGUGGAGCCUAAAAGUACAAAAGUUGGUUUUUUCUGCAACAUUGACUACUGAUGCUGGGAAGCUAUCCAAUCUCAAUUUUUACAAGCCGAGACUUAUCAUUGUCAACGAUACUGAGCAAUUGGUCAAUGAAAUGUUUAGCGUGCCUUCAUUGUUGUCUGAAUUUAUCAUUCAUUAUGGUGUGGCCAAAAACUCGUUAAAACCCUUGAUACUUGCCAAAUUUUUAGCUUCACAGAAGAAACUCUCCAACGUGCUAAUAUUUACGAAGUCAAAUGAGUCAUGUAUCAGGUUGUCAAAGCUUUUGCAGCUCAUUAUGGAUGCAUUUUCAAUGCUGAUCAACGUAGCAUUCAUCAAUUCAACCAACAACAGAACAUCAGUACGAGCUCGAGUUUUAAGGGACUUCUCCACCCAAAAGAUAAACAUCCUCAUUGCCACGGAUUUGAUUGCCAGAGGUAUAGACUUGACCACAAUCACCGAUGUCAUUAAUUACGAUUUGCCCAAUUCAUCACGAGAGUAUGUCCAUAGAGUUGGUCGUACUGCGAGAGCAAAAAACGCAGGUAACGCUUAUAAUUUUGUAUUUGGGAAAGGUGAACGGAAAUGGUUUAAUACGUUUUCUAGGGAUAUUGGUCGUGGUGAUAAGGAAGUUGAACCGUUGGAGUUGAAAUUGAGUGAGGUUAUCACUAAACACGACGAAGAGGUGUACCAAAAAGCAUUGUUGGAUUUGCAACAACAAGCUGUAAUGUGA